AUGGCCAAGUCCGCUUCUCGUUCGCGGUCCUCCGCGGCGGCGGCGUCGUCGUCGUCGUCGUCACUCCACAAGCCUUCCAAGGCCAACUCAUUCAAAACAUCUGGCAGGUCCAGAGAAUGGUCUGCAACACGUAGAGCCGCCGAAGAAUCGCUUUCCAUACAGAUCCAAUAUACCCUCAAUGCUCUCAUCGCCCUCCUGGUCAUGCACACCCUCUCCUCCCCUUCUUCCCUCUCGCUUGCACAUCUCUCCUCACACCUGCAUCUGCCUCAUUCGCUCCAUUCCAUCAUUCCAUCCUGGCUUCGCCUGCCGUCGCUAGCACCUUUUGCUUCCGACCUUCCCAACGCUUCCGAAAAGGGCGGCCAUCAAGUCUGGUCUGAUCUCGUCGGCGAAGCUGCCAGCCUCGGUCCCUUCCGCAGCGACGCACGUGGAUUUGGACAUCCGCUCACAGCACUUCACAACUUUACUCGUGCCUGUCUCGGGCUCUCCUACCCCGUACCCGAUCCCUCUUCGUCGCCAAUCGCUGCUUUCAAGCAUCAGGCGCAUCGUCUUGUAGGCGGCGACUCGGUGCCUGCCACUGCUCCCUGGGCUCUUCUAUCUGGCAUUCCCGGUUACCUGUACGAGCGUGGCCUCAGAGACGCCCUCUUUGUCGGCACGCUAGUGCUGCUCUUCACCCUGGCUCGAGCGCUUCUCAUGAAGUUUCUGCUGCUGCCACUCGGAGAGCUCGCCGUGCCGCAUGUCAAAAAGCCGCGCAAGUCGGAACGCCAAUCAACCGAGGCUCUCAACGAGCGAGCCAAGGCGCUUCGCACUCGCGAGAAGGAGGUUCUGCGAUUUGCCGAACAAGGCUUCAGUCUCAUCUACUACACCUGCUCCUGGAGUCUAGGCUUGCUGAUCGCCUCACGCGAAUCCUACUGGCCACUCAACACCGUCGAAUACUGGACCAGCUAUCCGCAGUUCCAACUGGAACCUCUGUUCAAAUUCUACUAUCUGGCGUCCUGCGCGUUCUACAUCCAACAGCUGUUCGUCCUUCACGUCGAAGCACGUCGCUCCGACCACUGGCAGAUGUUCUCGCACCACGUCAUCACCAUCGCACUCAUCGCCGGAUCCUACGUGUGCAGCUACCACCGCGUCGGAAACGCCAUCCUGUGUCUCAUGGACCCAAGUGACAUUGCACUGAACGUUGCAAAGAUGCUCAAGUACGCUGGAUGGCAGACCACGUGCGACAUUGCUUUCGGGCUGUUUAUGGUUUCGUGGCUGGUCACAAGGCAUAUCCUCUACAUGCGAGUGGUUUGGAGUUGCAUCUUCGAUGCGCGCUCCGUCAUGUCCUUCCGACCACCAAACCGCCUGACGGGCGAUUACUUUACGAAGACGUCGUAUUUCACGCUGAUUGGAUUGCUGUGUGCUUUGCAGGUGAUCUUGUUGAUGUGGUUCUACAUGAUCUGCAGAGUGGCGUAUAGGGUGGUCACCAAGGCAGGCGCGGUGGAUUCGAGAAGCGAUGCCGAGAGCAGCUACGAAGAUGACGAAGUGGAGCAGCUGGCGGCCAAGGCGACUUCGACAGCGAUAAAGUCGAAUGGCGCGGCGAAGAAGAAGCGCAAAUAG
Molecule: messenger RNA, 1596 nt
Organism: Pseudozyma hubeiensis SY62
Lineage: Eukaryota; Fungi; Basidiomycota; Ustilaginomycetes; Ustilaginales; Ustilaginaceae
Exons: 1
Coding region: 1-1596 (531 amino acids)
Biological process (GO): ceramide biosynthetic process
Cellular component (GO): membrane
Molecular function (GO): sphingosine N-acyltransferase activity
Source: RefSeq, a predicted model, not a curated record